AUGAAAAUAAGAAUAUUCUGGCAAUAUUCUGGCCCAAGAUUAGACCAUGUUCAUUUUAUUCUAUUUUGUUUGCUUUCUUUCUCUCACAGUCUGUUGGAUGACAUAGGAAAUACUGGAUAUCAACAGCAGGAGCAAGAGGAGCAGCAGGAAUUCUUGAACUCCCUGGAGACCAUUGUUCUCACCAUCUUCCUCUCCAUCAUUAUUAUCAUGACAGUGUUUGGCAAUCUUUUGGUUAUGGUGGCACUCUGCAAGGACAGGCACCUCAGAAAGAAAAAGACAAACUACUUCAUCGUGUCGCUGGCGUUUGCUGACUUGCUGGUCGCGCUGGUCGUGAUGCCUUUUGCUGCCAUCGAGCUUACCACCGGCCAGUGGCGCUACGGGGAGAUCUUCUGCUUGGUGCGAACAUCUCUGGACGUCUUACUGACCACCGCGUCCAUCCUGCACCUCUGCUGCAUUGCGCUGGACAGGUAUUACGCUAUCUGCUGCCAGCCGCUGGUCUACAGGCACAAGAUGACCCCGGUCAGGGUGGCCUUCAUGCUCAGCGGCUGCUGGAUUAUCCCCACAUUCAUCUCAUUCCUACCCAUCAUGCAAAGCUGGAAUGCCAUCGGGAUCGAAGACAUUAUCGCGGAGAGGCGAGCGUUGGCCGGAGGCUCCAACGACACCAGCUGCGUGUUCCUGGUCAACCGGCCGUACGCCCUGAUCUGCUCCGCCGUGGCCUUCUACGUCCCGCUGGCCCUCAUGGUCCUGGCCUACCGCCGGAUCUACGUCACCGCCAUGACCCACGUCCGGCAGAUCGAGACGCUCCAGCGCGCCGGCUCGGCCCCCGUCGCCGGCACCGACCCGGUGGUCAUCCUGAGGUCCUCCACCUCCUCGGACCCGCUGGAGCAUUACCGUCUCAGGACCACCACGGGCUCCUCCUCCUCAGAGCACGCUCCCGCGGGCAACAGCCGCAUGCGCAUCGAGACCAAGGCCGCGAAGACCCUGGCCAUCAUCAUGGGCUGCUUCUGCCUGUGCUGGGCGCCGUUUUUCAUCACCAACGUGGUGGACCCUUUCAUCCACUAUUCGGUGCCCUGGCAGCUGUGGACAGCCUGGCUGUGGCUGGGGUACAUCAACUCAGGGCUGAACCCCUUCCUGUACGCCUUCCUGAACCGCGCUUUUCGGCGGGCGUUCCUGGUGAUCCUCUGCUGCGGGGACGAGCGCUACGCGCGGCAGGGCAGCUGCUCCUACGGACACACCCAGAGAGUGUGCUCAGCCGCCUCCGUCAACGGGACCUCCAUCGCACUGAGGUAA
This is a messenger RNA of Menidia menidia (Atlantic silverside), 1290 nucleotides long. The record is from the annotation of a GenBank genome assembly. Lineage: Eukaryota; Metazoa; Chordata; Actinopteri; Atheriniformes; Atherinopsidae.